This is a messenger RNA of Verticillium alfalfae VaMs.102, 1140 nucleotides long. RefSeq lists its product as hypothetical. The coding region runs from base 1 to 1140 and encodes 379 amino acids. The record is from RefSeq and is a predicted model, not a curated record. The transcript has a single exon. NCBI's taxonomy places the organism in Eukaryota, Fungi, Ascomycota, Sordariomycetes, Glomerellales, Plectosphaerellaceae.
AUGAGCCCAUCAGGCGAAGACUCCGAGAGGAUCCCGAAAAGGAGGAGCUCAAGAUUCAAAGAACCCGACUCGCUACCCACAAGUCCAGAUCACCAGCCGGUAAGUCAAACCGGCUACAAAAAGUGUGUGCCACUACCUCUGGACGCGUUUCCGAAACGCCCAACAUAUAAGAAGCCCGAACUACUCCCGGGCAAGUCGGUUCCUGCCCCUCGCCAGAACGACUUGUCCGUACCCUAUGUGCCCCCGCAGGCAAAGCCUGCUAUUCGGCUAUCAGGUCGACGAAAAAAGGCGAAAAAGGCAGAAGCCCCCCCAGAACCCAAGGUCUUCGUCGCCGGAAGCACGUUCAGGUUACCGGCGAGCCUCCCCGGCAUGGGCCUCGACGACUCGCACGAAGGUCCCUAUGAAGCCACGUCACCGGGCACCCUGAGCCUGGCGAGCGAUGACGAUGACGACAACGACGAAGAAGAUCAGGAGGAGGACAGCCAUGUCAGGCCCACCAACGCAACCUCGGCCAAGUGCCCCAUGUGUGAUUUGGCCGUCGACGAGGAACUGCUGCGCGCCUUCUCCAAAGGCCGGCCGCUCAGCAUCAACCAGCAGAUCAAGUUCUGCCGCCUCCACAACGCCAAGACGGCCAGGGCCACCUGGCUCGAAAAGGGCUACCCAGACAUCGACUGGGAGGCGCUGCCGUUGCGGUUCGCCGCGCACGACGGGGCUCUCCAGCGCAUCGUCCACGGCGACGCCUCGCACUACAGGUCGGUCCUCGCCGACAAGGUCUCCGACGGCCGCGAGCGCACGCUGCGCACGACGGAGCGCAGCCUGGCGCCGGGCUACUACGGCCCGCGUGGCCUGCGCGUCAUGUCGGAGCACCUCAUCAGCCGGUUCGCGUCGGCGCUGCGUCGCCGCGCCGUCGAGGACGAGCUCGUCGCCGCGCGCGGCAGCGCCGUCUUCGUGUCCACCGUGCUCGUGCCCGAGCUCGCGUCGCGGCUCAUCAUGGAGGACCUGGCCGUCGGGGCCGACGAGGCGCGGGCCGUGCUCGAGGAGAGCGUACUGAUCGGCGACCUGCUGCACGAGGAGAUUGGGGAUGUCGUGGUCGACAUGGGCGAAGCAGACGACGACAGCGAUGACAAUGUCUUUACGUGA